Molecule: messenger RNA, 1782 nt
Organism: Carassius carassius (crucian carp)
Lineage: Eukaryota; Metazoa; Chordata; Actinopteri; Cypriniformes; Cyprinidae
Product: DNA damage-inducible transcript 3 protein-like
Exons: 4
Coding region: 286-1041 (251 amino acids)
Biological process (GO): positive regulation of intrinsic apoptotic signaling pathway; negative regulation of transcription by RNA polymerase II; intrinsic apoptotic signaling pathway in response to endoplasmic reticulum stress
Cellular component (GO): CHOP-ATF4 complex; CHOP-ATF3 complex; CHOP-C/EBP complex
Molecular function (GO): RNA polymerase II cis-regulatory region sequence-specific DNA binding; transcription factor binding; DNA-binding transcription activator activity, RNA polymerase II-specific
Source: RefSeq, a predicted model, not a curated record
GAGUCACUCUAUAAAUGUCCCCGGGAGUUUCCGAAAUCCACACUCGGUGACUUCAACUGAACAAUGGUUAACAUGAGCGAUCACCAAUCUCUACAAAAACACGCACAGACCCUGAAUCCGAAACAGCCGAGGAAAAGAAAUAAUAAAAAGAAAAGGAAUCAUUGGGACAAUAUACCGCCAUCAACUCACAUUCAAACUUGAUUGUCAAGAGACUGAUUUGAGGUCUGGUGUGCUAGGUGUGGGAGCAUAGCGUGUUGUGUCUGUGGAUAGCGACUGAUUGGUGCGAUGACUGCGGAGUGGCUGUACCCCCCUGGCGUGGGGCCGCUGUGUGGUGCAGAGUUGGAGGCGUGGUAUGAAGACCUACAGGAUAUACUGGGCUCCGACGCGGGCGGGGCUAAAGUCACCAGAGCCCCGCCUUGCUCCGAGAAGGAGCCCGAGUUUCUGGAUGUGUUGGAGAGCUGCUCGCUCACCUGGUUGACGGAGGGGCAGGUUUGGGGUGACGGGGUGCAACGGGUCACCGACGAGCCACCUGUCGUCCACUCGCCGCCGCGAAAAGAUGAUUGGAGAGGAGGCGAGUCGGAGCACACCUCGUCCGGAGGAGACCUGCUUCCGCCAGAGUUCUUCGAGCUCCUCAGCGAGGGCGGCGUUGGGUCGGCGGAGACGAUGGUGAGCGGUGGGUACCACGGUUCGCAUCACGCGCCUCCGUCACCAUCCGCGAGCGAGGAAGAGCUUCCAACGGUCCCGGACACAUCGUCUUGCUCCUCAGAGUCCUCCUCAUCCUCCCUCAACUGCUCCCCUCCUCCGUCCCCUCCUGUGCGACCGGGAAAGAGAAAGCGGGCCGGCGACAAAGGAGGAGGCGCGCUGUGCUCCCCGUCCCCCGGGAAGAAGAGCCGACGGGAGCGCGAGCAGGAGAAUGAGAGGAAGGUGCAGGAGCUGACGGAUCAGAACGAGCGGCUCAAAGCCGAGAUCGAGCGUCUGGGAGAGGAGGUGCAGCGGACGCGCCGGGCGCUCAUCGAGAGACUCGUCAACACCAGGAGGUGAAGGAGGAGCAGGAGGAGCCCAGGGGCCAAAGAGAAAUGAACAAUUGGUGGAAAUCAUCUCGCGGUGACCGUGAAAUGCACAUUUAGAGGGAGAUAAAAGACACGUGGGACGGGGGGAGAGAGGAGGUUCACUGAGCGACUCCCGCCGAGAGAGAAUGAGAAAGUCAGAUUAAGCCGUAUAAAAGAAAGCAUGUGGAGCCCAACGCAAACAGAACAAACUCAGCCCAAAUACAGAGCAAAGAAGAAAUUUGUUUUUUUAAGAAAAUAAAUUAUUUGUUUUUGAGUAUCUAAGUUCAUUUAAAUCAACGUGAUUCAUUUAAAUCGGCUUGAUACAUUUAAGUGAACAUCAUUUAAAGGUAAAUGCUACAACGCAUGUUACAAUUUAACACAUGAUAUUACAAAUAAAUUUGAAGGAUGAGCAAUGUAUAAAUCUAAAUAUUUUUCAUAAAGAAAACGAAGCACAAUUUUAAUUAAGAUUCAAAAACUUUUUGUGGUAAAUUAAAAUUACUAAUGCAAUAAAUUAAAGGCAAAUACUUCAAUGUAUAAAUAUAACAAUUGAACAAAUUACAUUACAUAUACGAUUUGCAAUAAAAUAAAAAUAUCAAAGGCAAAUAAGAAAUUUAUUUUUCAUGAAGAAAAUAAAGCCUAAUUUGAGAAAAAUCUCAAGUGACUAAUGCAUUUCUUUUAAAAGCAAAUACUAUGGUGAUGUACUAAUAUUACAAUUUAACAAAUUAUAAAAAAA